Messenger RNA from Monomorium pharaonis (pharaoh ant), 4056 nucleotides. RefSeq names its product probable DNA mismatch repair protein Msh6 (gene Msh6). Gene Ontology annotation, biological process: mismatch repair. The transcript has 20 exons. Bases 252 to 3677 code for a protein of 1141 amino acids. Gene Ontology annotation, molecular function: ATP binding; ATP-dependent DNA damage sensor activity; mismatched DNA binding. Gene Ontology annotation, cellular component: MutSalpha complex; nucleus. Lineage: Eukaryota; Metazoa; Arthropoda; Insecta; Hymenoptera; Formicidae. The record is from RefSeq and is a predicted model, not a curated record.
AUUGCUACGUCGUUUUUAUUCUAGACAGCAUUGCCGUAGUUUUAGUGCUGUUACGGCUAAAACACUCCAUUGUAGAUGGCCCUUAAUUUGCACUGACCCGUACGACUAUUCGCUCUUCAAAAGUUGGCAACGCUGUUUGCCGGUGUUUGCCCGGUUUGCCAGUUUUUUUGUACGUUUGCUUUGUUACGUCCAGUUACAUCGUUUGUACGUAAUUAUUGCAUGGAUAAUACCGGAUUUCUGAUGUGACUUUUAUGGAUGUUAUCUUCAGACACCACUUUCAUUUGAUCAUGCCUAAGUCAAGUACGCCGCAAGUAAAUACAAUACUCAAUUAUUUCACGUCUCCGAAAAGCUCGAAAAAGCCGGAGACGGAGGCGAAGGAAGAAAAAGAAAAAUCGUUGACUCCCAAAAGAGAACAAAAGAACAAAGGACUUGUCCAAAAUGGAAAAGAAAAUCGAAAUACAGUUGAUAAAAAAAGAUCGUAUAAGAAGGACAUCGAGGAAGAAAAAGAUGAGCCUAUACAGCCUAAAAAACGACGCCUUGUUAUUCCUAAUGACGAGUCCGAUGAUUCUGGAGACGAAUUCAGGCCAGGUUCUGAACCUGAAGAAUCCGAUUCAGGUUCUGAAGGAGAGACGGAACACGAAUCUUUGACAGAGACAGAAGAAGAAUCGCCAGUGAAUAAGAAAAAGACUUCCAGUUUUAAAUCCAAAUCAGAGCAAGCAAAUCGUAUAAAAACAACCAAAAAAGAUUCGAAACAAUCUGCAUCUGUACAAAUUUAUAAUCAAGCUGUAAGCAAUGAACUCACAACUCCACAUAUUUGGCCCCACUUAAAAUUAGAUUUUUUGCAACCAGACAAAAUAAAAGAUAUAAAUAAACGAACACCGAAGGAUUCAGAUUAUGAUUCCAAAACGCUUUACGUACCCACUGAUUUCUUAAAUAAUCAAACUCCUGCAAUGAGACAAUGGUGGGAAUUAAAAAGUAAACAUUUUGAUUGUGUAUUUUUCUUUAAAAUUGGCAAAUUUUACGAGUUGUAUCACAUGGAUGCAGUUAUCGGUGUCAAUGAACUUAGUCUCACGUACAUGCGAGGUGAAUUCGCUCAUUCCGGAUUUCCUGAAAUUGGAUACGGUCGUUACUCCGCGAGUCUAAUAGAAAGAGGAUACAAAGUCGCGCGAAUCGAACAAACCGAGAAUCCGGAAAUGAUGGCGGCGCGUUGUAGCAAAAUGAUCAGACCAACAAAAUUUGAUAAAGUCGUAAAGCGUGAAAUUUGUCAAGUCAGUACUAGAGGCACAAGAGUAUAUACUCCGUUGGACGUGGAAGCAUCUACACCAAAUUCCAAUUAUUUGUUAUCUUUAGUCGAGAAGUGCGAUGUCAAUUCAACGACCAGUUUCUUCGGAGUUUGCUUUAUAGAUACAACAAUAGGUGAAUUUUACCUUGGUCAGUUUGUCGACGAUCGCUGUAAUUCAAGACUGUUGACUCUGCUAGCUCAUUAUCCACCGGUUCAUGUCAUAUACGAACGCAAUAAUUUAACACAAAAAACUCAGCAGCUUAUAAACAGCACUUUACCAGUGGCACUGAAAGAAUCAUUGCAGCGCGAGACACAAUUCUGGUCUGCUACAACAGUAUUAAAAAAACUUCACGAAGGAAGUUAUUUCAAAAAAGAAGACAAUUCGAGCUUUGCAUGGCCUGACGGUUUAAAACCUUAUUUAAAUGAAGGAGACAGUUUGGGCUUAACGCCGGCAGAUGAUAAAGAAUUAGCAGUGCACGCUCUAGGAGGAUGCGUGUAUUUGUUGAAGGAGUUUCUACUUGAACAGCAAUUAUUAGCGCAAGGUUGCUUUAAUACUUAUACUCCACCUGACUUUUCAGCCGCGAACAGUCGCACAGGUCUCAAUUACGCAAACACCAUGAUAAUAGACGCUGUUACGAUUAAAAAUCUGCGACUCUUUGGAGAGGGUUCACUCAUUAGUAUAUUAGAUCGUUGCUGUACUGCAUUCGGCAAAAGAUUACUGCGUGAAUGGAUCUGCAGGCCAUCUUGCCUUAAAACCGUUAUUAUAGAGCGCCAGCAAGCUGUGCAGGAAUUAGUGGAUCGAAUGGAUGUAACGCAAUCAGCUCGCGUAAUUUUGUCAACUCUACCAGACCUUGAAAGACUUUUGAGCAAGAUACAUGCUCAGGGAAAUGCAGCUAAAAUGAAAAAUCAUCCUGAUGGGAGAGCCAUAAUGUUUGAAGGUCCAACAUAUUCGAAAAGAGUGAUUGCAGAUUUCACUACAACACUCGCCAAAUUUGAAGAAGUGCUGAAGUUCAUCGAAUUGUUUGAUGAUUUUGAAAGUAGUUUGAUAACCCGCUAUACCCGGUAUGAACCGAAUGGUGAUUUUCCACAUUUAAGAGAGACAUUAGACUACUUUAAGACCGCAUUUGAUCACGAAGAUGCUAAGAAGCAAGGAUGCAUUGUUCCAAAAAAAGGAGUAGAUGUUGAAUACGAUUCAGUUCUCGCCGAGCUCGCAGAAAUCAAGAAAGACCUAGACAAAUACUUGGAAAAACAAAAACAGUAUUUUGGUGUAAAAGUAACAUUCUAUGGAACAGAAAGAAAACGUUAUCAAAUUGAAAUUCCAGAGUCGCAAAUUAAGAAAGUUGGUCCUGGAUAUGAACUACAGUCGCAAAGGAAAGGCUUUAAACGUUAUUAUACUGCCGAAGCAAAGGAGCUUUUGGCAAGACAAAUGAAUGCCGAGGAGCAUAAAGACAGAGUGCUGAAAGAUCUUAAUAGGCGAAUAUUUGCACAGUUUAGUGAAAAGUAUGAUACGUGGCAUACGGUCGUUUACAAAUUGGCCACCAUAGAUGUGCUUAUUUCUCUUGCAGAUUACGUGCGAAACGACGAUAUGUGCAUCCCGGAGAUUCACGAUGGAUCGGAUGGCAAGAUAUUUAUUAAGAUAAAAGAUGGAAAACAUCCCUGCAUCGCAUCUGAUAAUUUUAUACCAAACGACACUUUAUUGGCAACCAACGGCGCUGCUUCUUUCAUGAUUCUAACAGGACCGAACAUGGGAGGUAAAUCGACCCUUAUGCGUCAAGUGGGUCUGAUCACAAUCAUGGCGCAAAUAGGCAGCUACGUUCCAGCUAGCUCAUGCUGCAUCACGCUAGUGGACCGUAUUUUCACACGAUUAGGUGCGAAUGACGAUAUUUUGACCGGUCAAAGCACAUUCUUGGUUGAGCUAAGUGAAACUGCUGCGAUAUUGCAACACGCUACGCCCUAUUCGCUGGUUCUUCUCGAUGAAUUGGGACGCGGUACAUCAACCUAUGACGGUACAGCAAUAGCGGCUGCAGUUAUUGAUGCAUUGACGAAGCUGAAGUGUCGUACGUUGUUUUCGACGCAUUAUCAUUCUUUAGUUGAAGAUUACAAAACCAAUGAAGAAGUCACGUUAGCUCACAUGGCAUGCAUGGUAGAAACAGAAGAGGAAGAGGAAGUGUCACAAGAGACCGUAACGUUUUUGUACAAACUCAGCAAAGGAGCAUGCCCGAAAUCCUACGGAUUCAAUGCCGCUCGACUGGCAGGCAUAUCAUCUAUAAUUACCAGGAGAGCGCAUGAGAUAGCCAGCAGAAUAGAGCAGGAAACUAAUCAUAAGCAUGUUUUUAACGCUCUUUGUAAAACCAACAACAGUAUUGAAAUUAGAAAUCUCAUUGCUACCAUUUAACGUAUUAAAUAUAGUUUAUGUUGAAUACUUGUACAAAUAUUUUUGAAGAUAUUACUGAAAAAAACGAUUGCAGUUGAAUUUGCGACUUAACAAAGAAUCUUUUAAACGAUAAAUUAAGAAUAGCGUAUGAAAAUGGACUUUUUUGUUUCAUAUAUUUUCAAACAGUAUUGAUAAAAUAACAGUAUACACAGGAAUAUAAUUAAAUUCAUCCAUCAUUUUUUAUUUAGAAACAAAGUUGUAAUUAUUUCUGUCUGCGAAGCUCACUGAUAUUACUCGUAUGUAUUACGUAAUAGUAAUUUUCAUUUAAGAUAUAUCUACUUUUUCGAUUGUAUUACAUUCUAUAUUAAUCUAUUUUCAUAAUAAAAAUUAUUACAAAUAU